Molecule: messenger RNA, 1818 nt
Organism: Rhinichthys klamathensis goyatoka
Lineage: Eukaryota; Metazoa; Chordata; Actinopteri; Cypriniformes; Leuciscidae
Product: radixin
Exons: 14
Coding region: 1-1818 (605 amino acids)
Biological process (GO): regulation of organelle assembly; positive regulation of early endosome to late endosome transport; positive regulation of protein localization to early endosome
Cellular component (GO): microvillus; apical part of cell; plasma membrane
Molecular function (GO): actin binding; cell adhesion molecule binding
Source: RefSeq, a predicted model, not a curated record
AUGACGCUAAAGGGUCCUGACCAAGAUUCAAUAUCUGACGAGUUGGGAGAACAUGUUGUGCCAAUCAUAAUAUAUAUUUUUUUAAUUCCUGUUUUACAGGUUAAUGUGCGCGUGACUACUGUGGAUGCGGAGCUGGAAUUUGCCAUCCAACCCAACACCACUGGUAAACAGCUGUUUGAUCAGGUGGUGAAGACUGUGGGUCUGCGUGAGGUCUGGUUUUUUGGCCUGCAGUAUGUGGACAGUAAAGGCUAUACAACGUGGCUGAAACUGAAUAAAAAGGUAACACAGCAGGAUGUUAGAAAGGAAAACCCUCUGCAGUUCAAGUUCCGGGCAAAGUUUUUUCCAGAAGAUGUUUCUGAGGAGCUAAUCCAAGAGAUCACACAGCGUCUCUUUUUCUUACAGGUAAAGGAAGCCAUUUUGAAUGAUGAGAUUUACUGCCCUCCGGAGACAGCAGUCCUACUGGCAUCUUACUCUGUUCAGGCCAAGUACGCAGACUACAACAGAGACAUCCACAAGCCCGGUUAUCUCACCAAUGACAGGCUGCUACCACAGAGAGUUUUGGAACAACAUAAACUGACUAAAGAACAGUGGGAGGACAGGAUUCAGACGUGGCAUGAGGAACACAGGGGUAUGCUCAGAGAGGAUUCUAUGAUGGAGUAUCUGAAGAUCGCUCAGGAUCUGGAGAUGUAUGGAGUGAACUACUUUGAGAUCAAAAAUAAGAAGGGAACAGAGCUCUGGCUGGGAGUGGAUGCUCUUGGUCUCAACAUUUACGAACAUGAAGACAAGCUUACACCAAUGAUUGGUUUCCCAUGGAGUGAGAUUCGAAACAUUUCCUUCAACGAUAAGAAGUUUGUCAUCAAGCCCAUUGAUAAAAAAGCACCAGACUUUGUGUUCUAUGCACCACGACUGCGAAUCAACAAGCGCAUCCUGGCUCUGUGUAUGGGCAACCAUGAGCUGUACAUGAGAAGGAGGAAGCCUGACACCAUUGAGGUGCAGCAGAUGAAGGCUCAGGCCAGAGAAGAAAAACACCAGAAACAGAUAGAGAGAGCUCAGCUUGAGAACGAGAAGAAGAAACGAGAGCACGCAGAAAAGGAGAAGGAGAGAAUAGAGCGAGAGAAGAAUGAGUUAAUUGAGAGACUGAGACAGAUUGAGGAACAAACGAUAAAAGCACAGAAAGAGCUGGAGGAGCAAACACGCAGAGCUCUAGAGCUUGAACAGGAGCAGAAGAAAGCAAAGGAGGAGGCAGAGAGGCUGGAGAAAGAGAAACGGGUAGCUGAGGAGGCCAAAGCAGUAUUGACCAAACAAGCAGCUGACCAGAUGAAGAACCAGGAACAACUGGCAGCUGAGUUGGGGGAAUUUACUGCCAAAAUCGCCCUGCUGGAGGAUGCCAAGAGGAAAAAGGAAGAGGAGGCAACAGAAUGGCAGCAUAAGGCACUGUCUGCUCUGGAAGAUUUGGAAAAAACCAAAGAGGAGCUGAAGUCUGUGAUGUCUGUUCCAGCGGGUGGUGCAGUGGAGAACGAACAUGACGAGCAGGAUGAGAGCAGUGCAGAAGCCAGUGCUGAGCUCUCUAAUGAUGGAGUUGCUCACCAGCGUAGUGAGGAGGAACGGCUCACGGAGACCCAGAUAAAUGAACGGGUCAAAAAGCAGCUACAGGCCUUGAGCUCAGAAUUGGCCCAGGCCCGCGACGAUUCCAAGAAGACCCAAAAUGACGUGUUGCAUGCAGAGAAUCUGAAGGCUGGCCGGGAUAAAUACAAGACCCUACGCCAGAUCCGCCAGGGCAACACCAAGCAGCGUAUUGAUGAGUUUGAGUCCAUGUGA